UAUGCGUAGUUAUAUUAAUCUGUGGUCGCUUGUCAUUUAUUUCAUAAUCAGUGCUUCGUGAUCAGUGUAUUAACCAAUGAUAUAUUCAACUUCCAAACGUACCUGUUUGUUGUAAAAAUUUAACAACUGUUCAGGUGGUUCUCAUUUCAUGUAAAUUAUUAAAUUCGUGUCAGCUAUCACGCUCUGAUUCUGUUGGAAUGGUUUUGCUUUAGAUAUUGAAAAUGUCGUCUACUACAUCAAGCGUGAAAGAAUCAUUUGAAGACUUUUAUUCAGAGGUUAAAGAAAUUGAAAAGAGGGAUUCAGUUUUAACUCCAAAGCAACAAAUAGAAAGAUUGCUCCGGCCAGGAUCGACAUAUUUCAACUUAAACCCGUUUGAGGUAUUGCAAGUUGAUCCAGAGAAUAGUUUAGAAGAAAUCAAGAAAAAAUAUCGAAGGCUAUCAAUACUUGUUCAUCCGGAUAAAAACAUAGAUGAUUCGGAACGAGCCCAACAGGCGUUUGAAAUUAUAAAUAGAGCCUGGAAAACAUUAGAAAAUGAAGAAACAAGAAAAAAAUGUUUGGAUAUAUAUGAAGAAGCAAAAGAGCGCACGGAUCACAUGAUUGAACAGAAACGUAAAAAGCAGAAGAAAGAUGGCCGAAUAGCUGAAGGCAUACCAGAAGAUGAUCCAGAAAAGUAUAAACAUGCAGUUUAUGUUAUGACUAUGAAGUUGUUUGCUGAUAUGGAACGUAAGCGUCAACAUUUAGAGACUCGUGAUAUGGAAGAAAGAAAACGUAAACGUGAAGCGGAAAUUGAACAGGAGGAACAAAUGUCUUUUGAAAAAGAAUGGGCUAAGAACUUUGAGGAGUCACGUCAAAACCGCGUCGAUAGUUGGAAGAGCUUCCAAUCUGGAAGCAAAGAGAAGAAAAAGAAAAAAAUAAUGGGGUUCAAACCUCCCAAGCCCAAACCGGAGAGUAGAUAACUUUAGUCUAAGGUACCUUAAAUAAUGUAGUUUAAAGUUAUCUUUAUGAAGAAAUCUAUGAAAUCUGUUGAACCAAAAUUACCGUACAUAGAUAACUCAUGGAUCAUAUUAUAUAUCAUUGACAUACACGACGAAAAUACACACAUAAAUAAAGCAGGCCUUUAACAACUUAUAUGUUGUAAUGUUUUGAUUAUUAAAAAAAUUUUAAACAUAUUUGACUAAAA
Molecule: messenger RNA, 1180 nt
Organism: Melitaea cinxia (Glanville fritillary)
Lineage: Eukaryota; Metazoa; Arthropoda; Insecta; Lepidoptera; Nymphalidae
Gene: DnaJ-21
Product: dnaJ homolog subfamily C member 8
Exons: 6
Coding region: 222-956 (244 amino acids)
Cellular component (GO): nucleus
Source: RefSeq, a predicted model, not a curated record